UGAGCACCUCGGCUACCGCGGGCUCAGGUAGGAGGCAGCUCGUCGGACGGGGACCCAGGGCUGCAGGGCGCGGGAAGCCCUGGAUGUUCGCCCGCCCAGCCUGAGCCGGGUUCAUUUCUGGAUGUUUUCUCACUUGGGAACUGAGGGAAAUAGUUUCAAAGGAUGAGUGAAUUAGAACAGCUGAGGCGAGAGGCAGAGCAGCUGCGGACUCAGAUCCAGGAUGCUAGGAAGGCCUGCAACGAUGCCACACUUGUCCAGAUCACAGCUAAUAUGGACUCCGUGGGUCGAAUACAGAUGCGGACAAGACGCACCCUGCGGGGCCACCUGGCUAAGAUCUACGCCAUGCACUGGGGGUGUGACUCUAGGUCAGUCCUCAGUGCUUCCCAAGAUGGAAAGUUGAUUAUCUGGGACAGUUACACGACCAAUAAGAUGCAUGCCAUUCCACUGCGGUCCUCCUGGGUGAUGACCUGCGCAUAUGCCCCGUCCGGGAACUAUGUGGCCUGUGGAGGCUUGGACAACAUCUGCUCCAUCUACAACCUGAAGACCCGAGAGGGAAAUGUGCGGGUGAGCCGCGAGCUGCCAGGGCACACGGGAUACUUGUCCUGCUGCCGAUUUUUAGAUGAUGGACAGAUCAUUACAAGCUCAGGAGACACGACUUGUGCUUUGUGGGACAUUGAAACUGCACAGCAGACCACCACCUUCACCGGGCACUCCGGAGACGUGAUGAGUCUCUCUCUGAGUCCCGAUGCCCGGACUUUCGUUUCCGGUGCUUGCGAUGCAUCCUCGAAGCUCUGGGAUGUCCGAGAUGGAAUGUGCAGACAGUCUUUCACUGGACACGUCUCAGACAUUAACGCCGUCAGUUUCUUCCCGAGUGGCUAUGCCUUCGCCACCGGCUCCGAUGACGCCACUUGCCGACUCUUUGACCUCCGUGCAGACCAGGAGUUGCUGCUGUAUUUCCAUGACAGCAUCAUCUGCGGGAUCACUUCCGUGGCCUUCUCCAAAAGCGGGCGCCUCCUACUGGCCGGCUACGACGAUUUCAACUGCAACGUGUGGGACACGCUCAAAGGCGACCGGGCAGGUGUCCUUGCUGGUCAUGACAACCGUGUCAGCUGCUUAGGAGUGACAGACGACGGCAUGGCUGUGGCCACGGGCUCCUGGGACAGUUUUCUUAGAAUCUGGAAUUAACGGUGACCUGUAUUUUCUGUUCUCCGUUGCUAUCUGGAGAAAUCAAUGCUACAGCCUAUAGCUGUGAGAAAAAAUUCUGCCUUCUAUUUGCAGAUGAAGAUUUUUCUAUUGAGAUUAUUAUAUACAAAAAUCAGCUUUCAAUAAGCGAAAAAUAAAUAAAAUAGUGGGAAAAGCCGCAGUCAAGGCCAAGGUCCCUCCCCACUGAGGUCAAGGGGACUGGUAUAUUAAUUGAGGAGUUGGGUUAAUUUUAACCCUGACAAAGUUUUGCUUAUACUAAUUCUUCAUGUGAAAUUGAAUGUACACUUUAUAGUAUUUGCUCAUUGUUUUUGCAUUUUUCUGAGGACUAUACCUUAAGCUUUGUGUAUAUAAGAAAUGUCACAUUUUUUUUUUAGUGUUGUCAUAGAACCAGGCCCAGCGACUGGUGGAAGUAACCCUGUGGAUGUGUGUGUGCUGUCUGCAAGUCCCCUUGGAUUUUGACAUCCUCUUUAGCUUGGGCCCAUGCCAGCUUCAUGCUGAGGGUUGGUAGGUGAGGUGUCUCUCAGGGAGCAGGUAGCUGCUCCUGCACUCUUUGAUGCAAGUGAUCUGGUGGGUACUCGUUGAAGGCCUUCAGGGAUGGGUGGCCUGAAAUGCCAGAGGCAGACAUCUAACUUUGACAUAGGGGGGACACGUAGGACAUUUCAUGACCAUUUAUGAUACCAGAACAGUAGAUAUUGGCAUGCUGUUCUUGGUGUUCUAGAAUACUGGAAACAGCUGGACCUUGCUGCUGACUUUACAUUCUGAGUCUGUAGUGUUCAUAGUUAGGUUUGAUCAUGUGACUUGUCCUUUCAUCGAGAGUGUUCUCUGAUAGGAAGUUAUUUGUCUUAACAUUCUUGAGUGAUAUUAAACAGCCAUUCACUGGCACUAAUUUAUAACAGGGUAGAUUUAUAAAUUUUAUGUAACAUAAAAUCUGAAUGGUAUACAUUAUUUAUGCCCUUACAUUUUUCAUUUGGGGGGGGGUGUGCUGCAGAUGGAAUCCAGGGCGUCGUGCAUGCUAGGCCAAGUGCUUUACCCAAGUCAUGUUCUCUGCUCCUUUAACUUUCUCCUUUCUGUUGUAUUAGUGAGAAGUUGCUUCUAAGUAGCUGAUUGUAAAGAACAUCGAGAGCUGGGUAGCCCCACUCUGAAGUUCCUAAAGCAGUUUUUCCAUGAGCCAGGAAUGUGCCAAGCAGCUCCCCACUGGUCAGUGGUACAAUAACAUGUCUGCUACCAGGAUGUCCUGCUCGAAACCUGAACAAAUACCAUUCAGUUUUCUCUUGCAAAUGAAUCCCAAUGGUUGACACUUGCUGACAGUCUGGCUGGAGCAAGUAGUCGCAGGUUAUUCUGAAGUGCAUAAGUGCAUUGUGUGUUGUAACUCAGUAAAUUAUAGGCGGUUUCCCUCAUUCUGUGUUAACUUCUGACCACCUGUAAACUAUGCUCAGACUGUACUUGAUCUUCAUUUUUAAACUAUGCUCAGACUGUACUUGAUCUUCAUUUUUAUAUUUUGAAUAUGUUGAUGCACAUGCCUGCUGUAAUGAAAUCAGGGUCAGACAGAAGGGAAUUAAGGUAACAGGAUUAAAAUAGAAAGAGGGCACAGAUGGGGUGUGUACACCUGUAUCCUGCUUAGGAUUUCUGGGAACCCUUCACUACUGCAUACACACAAAUAAAAUCUUAAAAACCUACCAUAAAAACAAACCAGAAGUUGUAGUUUCUACUGCUGAGUUUUCCCUGUAGAUGUCUUACACUUAAUAAAACUUGAGACUUGGUCUUACAAGUAAAAACAUUCAGGGAAAUUUUAUGGCUGAAUGAAGACUUAUGAAUGAGUCAGCUGUAGCACAACACCUGUGUUUACUGCUAACCUGGAAAAGCUGACUGCAUCCUCCAGACACAUCUGCUAUCAUUUUGAAAAAUACUUUUAUUGGAGAAUUUCAUGGCCUGUCAUCGUUUUAGCAAGGAAUGUUCUUUUUAGAAUGUAGGAUUAUGCCAGGCUUUUAAAUACUGUGUUUAGUGUUUCUCUCUGGCCAGUGGGGAACAUCAUUUAAAACCACCUCUUAGCUCCUGUUGGAACUUUAAAGUUAUCCACAAGCAAGUCAGUCUUACGUGAAGGAUAGGAGGGCACUAAUACGUAUGUGAUGUGGGAUCCUACAGAAUGCGGGGAGGCGCCAGGCUCACUCUCCUAUUCACCUUGGUUACACAGGCAGCCAUAGGAUGCCAGUCACAGACUGAUGGGACACCCUGGGCUUGGGGAACGUUUUCCAUGUUGAUAGUCAUUGGUAACAGUUGGUUCUGUAAAGCAGAUAUAAUGUAGCAUUAUGAGGAAAAGACCUGUCUCAGCUAGUGUUGACUGUACCCAGCAGAGUCCACAUCACAAGCAGACUUGGCACUAGCAGCCCCGUGGUGUGCUCCCAGGCCCUUCCGUCCUCACAACGGUGCUCAGCCAGCUGCUCUGUUCAAAGCAUUUGCCUUGUCUUAGCCGAAGGCACGAGAUGCACCAUUUCAAGCACAUCCUGAAACUGUUCUAAGUAUUUUUCCUGUAAGGCACUUUGGAAGUGUUUUUCUUCACCCAAAAGUUUCUACACAGGUGGUCAACUGGCCACUAAUGUCAGCCCUAGCCAUCCACAAACUGUGGCCUGAUUUAGCAGUGUCCUCAGAUCUUACAGUGAUUCAUCCCUUUAUUUGUACAAUUGCUUGUGAAAUAUUGUUGCUAUGAACUGAUACUGUAAUCAAUAAAGUGCUUUUAACUAUAUAGUUCAUUGUACCUUAUUUUAAGUCAAAAUUCUAUUAAUAAAUAAAAUUUUAAAAAUUAAGCCCCAGUCCAUUUGGUCAGCCCAAAUUCCUUAAUCUAAACAUCGGUCAUUUAAAAAACAGUAUUUGUUUCUAUAGGUGGGUACCUGUAUGACCUGUAUACCACAGGUGCCCGUGGAAGCCAGAAGAGAGAUUCCCCUGAAGCAGUUAUGAGCUGCCUGAUGUGGGUGCUGGGAACUGAACCUGGGUUCUCUGGAAAAGCAGUACGUGCUCUUAACCACUGAGCCAUCUCGCCAGUCAUUACACUGGCCAUUUUUUUUUUCCCAUGAAAAAGGAACAGACUUCAGAAGCAAGGAAGAGACUGGAUGCUGCCAGCCCACCUGGCUCACUCUUAAAGGACAGAUUCUCAUUACUACUCCUUCCCUGAACUGAGCACAGGGCCCCAGGCUGCAAUUCCAGUACUUGGGAACGUAGAGGCAGGAGGAUCCCAAGUCUGAAGCCAUGCGGUCCCUAUAGCUGUUAGAAUAAUCCCAGUUUUACUUUCAGAGUCAAUUCUGCUUAGAGUACAGAUUCUAAAUGCUUUUAUUCUCUCUCAUUAUAAUCUUGGGAUUAAUGAGGAAAUUAAGAUAAAGAUGUACCCAUUCUGCCCAGCUGCAGAAUUACCGUGGGAAACCUCAAACUGCCCCCUCCCCCACCCCAACAGCAGUGGACAACAUAUGCUCUUACCCUUCCAGCCACUGGCCAGCCAAGGAAAGGAAAUGACAGUAACAGUCAUCAGGUCCACCAGUGCAAGGCAGCGUCCUGCCGGGUCAAACGAGUGCACGUGGAAGUUGAGGUCACUAACGGGAGUAUCAAUGAUGCAUUUGUCAGCUAACAGGCAAAUAGAUUUAUUUUCAUCUUGCAAGUUUGCAUACUUAGAAAAUCUUCUGUAAAAAGUUCAAGCUUAUACAAAGUUUAUAAAUAAUUCUAUAGACAUACACAGUAAAUACUCAAGUGAAACUCUGGGCUAUAACGGAUGUAACUACAAACUUUCUGUAUUACGCAUGGACCCAGCCACAGGUGCACUUACAUCCAGGCGUAAGAACUGGCUGGCUUUCAGCAUUUCAGCGUUCUGGUCUCAACAGCCAUACGUUUUCUACACUUUGUCAGCUGGAACAACAUUCUAAUCAGGGUGGUAAGUACACCGUACCAGCAGCACAGUACAGGUGACCCCAGAAUCCAUAGUGCGUCAGAACACCCACAGGGCUUGCUUAACUGCGGACCCCAAACCUGGAGUCUCUGAUGCCAUACGUCUGGGUUGAGGCCUGAGACUCUGCAGUUCUUACAAGUUUAAAAAUAAUGCUGAUGACCCAGGGACCACACUUGGAGAACCACUGUACCAUGCUACCUUUGCAGCCUAUGUUAGCGGACCUUGAUUUCACACAUUUUCAUAAGAUUUUCACCUCAUCCUACUUGGUGGCCUGUGCCAUGUUUUGGGUUAAAAAUCAGCAAUAAAAGCAAAAAGUAGUUACAGGUAUUUAGAUUUGAAUACUGCAGUCCAAUACCCGAUUUGCAUAAGACAGAAGUGAGACAUUUCUAUGGCCUAAAACACCCUUUAAACACCUUAAAAGGUGGCGGUGCGCCUACGUGAAGGCAAACUAGCACCAGGAGCCUUAAAAGGCACAGAAAGGUAAGUGCUGAAAAGAAAAGGCCUCAAAUUUGGACCCUCAACACCCUGUGGAACACAGCGUCCCCUAAGAUGGCACCCUUGGACUGACAGGCAUCCACUUAGCGUUCCUCUGUCAUAAUCAGGUCAGAGAACCUGCCACUUGGAAGUAUUUCCACAGGUGUCAGUCAGCUCAGCUCAGAAGCAGAUAUGAUAGUUGAACCACAAACCUUUCACUACAAUAGGAAAACAGUGACAAUUUUUAACAAAGCCCCAGAAAAUUCACAUACAGUAAAAGCCCCCAGUGGGGUUGAGCCCAGUGCCCGCCAUCAAGCACCUUCCCAACACCUCCAUCCAGCUUCGCUGUCAGGUCCCCACCCUCCAGGCAGACCUCCUGGGCCCCUGCCAGCCACCUCCAUCCCUUCAGACCUUCCAACUCACAACAAGGCAGCAGUGCUCUCCCUGCCAGACUCUCGCCCUGGGGUCCAACUAGAUUUCAUAGCACAGAUGCUUCUUAAGAGAUAGAAAACUAGACCAGACACUUCAUGUAUGCUGUAAGGACAGGCUUGCUCCUGUUUCACAUCAGCUUUAAUGGGAUAAAAGGGUAAAAACACCAUGCUUAUUAGUGGUUUACAUCUUGCUGUGCUGGCCAAGGGACUGUAACUUGCAUAAAUACUACACCCAAGAACAGCCCGCACUCCCUGGUGUUAGA
Messenger RNA from Nannospalax galili (Upper Galilee mountains blind mole rat), 6299 nucleotides. It is a transcript of the gene Gnb4, whose product is annotated as G protein subunit beta 4. NCBI's taxonomy places the organism in Eukaryota, Metazoa, Chordata, Mammalia, Rodentia, Spalacidae. Gene Ontology annotation, cellular component: heterotrimeric G-protein complex; cytoplasm. The transcript is spliced from 11 exons. Gene Ontology annotation, biological process: G protein-coupled receptor signaling pathway. The coding region runs from base 163 to 1185 and encodes 340 amino acids. The record is from RefSeq and is a predicted model, not a curated record. Gene Ontology annotation, molecular function: protein binding; signaling receptor complex adaptor activity.